UCCGUUGCUGAUGCUGGGCAGAUUGCGUUUAUCUCCGCAUCUCUGCUCCGCUACCCUUAAUGCUGCCACUGGAUGGCUGCGCGACGCAGUUCGACGUGAGAUUAUUUAUUGAGGACUUCAUCUGAUUUAGAAAGCAAGAAAACAAAUAAAGCCAACAAUGACAGACAGUACGACUUCAGAUCCGUGUUCUGUUCCCAAUCCUACUAUUGUGGACCCUUCGGCUGUGCGAAACGGACAAUGCGCUGCUGCCCAGGAUCCAAACCUACCCAAAAGAGGGAGCCAGGGCGAUCCUUUUAAUGUGGACCAGGACCAGGAGAUGAAAAUCACAGAUAGCGUUGAGGGCCAAGGUCUGUUGGAAAGCAGCAUGCGCCUGAAGCCUCAUGAGGCUCAGAGUUACAGGAAGAAAGCUCUGUGGGUGUCCUGGAUAUCCAUUGUGGUGACGCUCAUCCUUGCAGUGGCAGGUUUCACUGUAUCCUUCAUGAGACACAGUGCUUCAGCGUUUGGAUUCGCAUUUGAUGCGACGUUAGAUGUGCUUUCCUCCAUUAUAGUGCUGUGGCGCUACAGCAACGCUGCAGCAGUGCACUCGGCCCAUAGAGAAUACAUAGCAUGUGUGAUACUGGGGGUGAUCUUCAUCUUAUCGUCUCUGUGUAUUUUGGGGAAGGCCAUCCAUGAUCUGGCCACCAAACUUCUGCCUGAAGUGGAUGACUUUCUGUUCAGCGUUUCUAUCGUCAGUGGCCUCAUGUGUGUCAUUCUUGCUGUUGCCAAGUUCAUGCUGGGAAGGGUUUUGACCAGCAGAGCCCUAAUCACUGACGGUUUUAACUCUAUGGUUGGAGGCAUCAUGGGCUUUUCCAUCCUCAUCAGUGCUGAGGUGUUCAGACAUUAUCCCAGCGUCUGGUACCUGGACGGAACCAUCGGGAUCCUGAUUGGACUCAUCAUUCAAGCUUAUGGGGUCAAGCUGUUGGUUGACAUGAUACCACGAGUAAGACAAACUCGAAACUAUGAGCGCUUUGAGUAACGCUGGCUCAGUGGAAAAGAAAGGCAUCGUGUGGAUCCAUGUCUCUAUCUUCACUCCUGCUGCUCUCUCAACACACACGAUACCCAAACACAUCCAGGAAUAACAUGUGCUGGCAGCCAAAUCAGCAUCAUAUACAUCCAGACCAGCCCCUCACAUCCUCCUUCUCACGUCCUCACUCAGCACAACUCUUAAGAGAGAAUGGAGGAGAAAAACAAGCACCAAGCAGUUCAACAAAUUGGAGUCACUAGUUGUAGAGGGUGAUCCCUUUUGUUUUUAAAGUAUGGUGGAAAAACAGUCAUGUAUACAUUCUAUCGCAUCCUCCCACCUGUUGUCUCCCCAAAUUUGACGGCAAGGUAUGUUUAUUUGUGCAAUAUUGUGAAUAUAACCUCUCAGAAAGACCAGCAGUGUUUUAAGAUUGGAGGCAAUAUAUAUUUCGUUGAGAAAAGCACACGGAAAUGUCCUGGUAGGCACAAUUAAACUAGUUUUAAAGCACAGUUCAGGGUCAGCAAGAUAGUUAUAAAUAUUGAUUGAUUUAAAAAAAUAACAAAAAAAUAAACAUUUUAACAGGAGCUAAAUCUGCCUCACACUUACAAUUUAAAAUAACACCUCAUGAGAUAAUAGUCAAUUCGACUAACCAGCUCAAACUCCCUUAAAAUGAGAAAUCUAUAGGUUUUAAAGCUGAUUGCUCAUUCUUUUAUAGAACCACAAACAAACAAACCAAAUUACAGAUUUUCAACAGAAGUUAUAUUGCAUUGCUACUUCUUGUUUAAACUUUGUAUUUUGCAAUCUAAUGCAAAAUAUGUUCGUCAAUAUAUUUUGCAGCUCUGUAUUUGUCUUAUUUUAAAUCGUCAAUUAAUCCGAUGGUUACUGUGCAAAGUUUAACAAGUGGUUCCUUGCUUUGUAUUGCUAUUAUAUUUGUUUGCCUCUUGCAGUUGAAUUUAUUUCUUUGUGCCAAACGAGAGUGAUAUUAGAGAAGCCCGAAGAGACGUCUGAAGUAGAAUUGAUUGAUUUAGGCUCCAGCGGACAGAAUGACUGAUUGGAGUGUUGUGGUGGGUUUUUGAUAGAGGUCAAUCUUAUUCCACAGUCGAGAGCAAAAUAUGGAAAAUCAAAGCACAUUUUAGUUUCUUACUGCAUUUUUUAAACAAUUCUAAUGUAUUAUAUAAUGUCUUUUUCACCUUUUGCUUGUUUUUUUUUCCCUAUAGAGACAGAAGCAUGAAUUGUAGGUCAUUUGUGACUAUAAAUCAGGAGUGCCCAAACUCCUGGACGGCCGGUGUGCUGCAUAUUUUAGUUCCAACCCCAAUUAAACAUACCUGAACCAGCUAAUCAAGCUCUUUUUUUAGGUAUACUAAAACUUCCAGGCAAGUGUGUUGAAGGAAGUUGGAGCUAAACUAUGCAAGACACUGGCCCUCCAGGACAGAGUUUGGACACCCAGGCUAAAAAUCCACACUAUUGUUUGAAGGUUUGGGGUCAGACUUUUUUUUCAUCAUUAAAAAGAUCAAAAGUGAUGCUAAAUGCAUGUAACAUUACUAAAGAGUUGUAUUGUAAAUAGAUACGGUUCAUUUAAACGUUCUGUUCAUCAAAUAAUAAUGGAAAAAAUGAAAAAAAAAAUUCAAUGGGUAAUUGAGCAGGAAACGUGCAUAUUAGAAUGAUUUCUGAAGAAAUCAUCGUGUGAUUCUUGAAUGCAUCUGAAAAUUCAGCUUGCCCAUCAUGGGCAAAACCAAUAUUAAAAUAGAAAAAUACUUAUUUAAUAUUUAAAUAAUACAAUUUUCCACUAUCACUUUUUUAUAACGCUAGUGCUCAUAAAAUACUUCUUUUUUUUUCAAAAUUGUACUGACUCCAAACUUUUGUGACAUUAGUGAAUUUUAAAUGUUUUUAUUUUUUAACAAUUACCAAAUAUAAAAUUAACAAGUUAUUAAUUGACAUAUUUUGCAUAAUUCACUUCCCAAGCACAGAAAUAUGUACUUUAAAUAUAAUACUCUGAAAUAAUCUUAGUUAUAGCAUACACUUUACCACUGCCCACUCUUAGGACAUUCACUCUCAUUCCUGUUCCAGAUAAACUAAGUUUGAUGUGUUUAAACAAAUGAGCCCAAUGGCAGAUAUUUUUACUGAUUUCUGAAUAAUCUUUUACAUAAUCAAUUUACAGCAUCAGCAUAUUUUUUUUUUAUAUUUUGCUUUUUUGUCCCGUAUAAUUGGGACGUAAAUAAACCUGAAUGUAAACAGCUCAACUGCUGAUGUUUCUCACAGACAAUCACGAGUCCACCAAGAGCUGCAGCACAGACUCCCAAAGCCUUUUGCCUACUGCUCAAUGUGAUCUCAUCUGAAGAGGGAAACUUAAAAGCAGAUUACUUCAUAUGUGUGUUCUUUUUAUCAUCAUAUUAAUGUUGUUUCUAUUUAUUACUGGUUUUUACUUAAGUGAUGCAUUUGCUGUGUUUGUAGUUUUCAUUCAUGUGACUGGAAGGCAAAACAUUCAUAAUCUACAGCCGUGUCAAUUUUUGAAAACUUCUCAAAGAAAAACAACUAAAUGUAAAUAGAUAGCAACUUUUGGACACUUAAUCCACAUACAGCACAUGCUGAGUAUAUUAAUCUCCAAAAAAAUGUUGUUUAGUGUAAUAAGACCACAACAAUACGUUCAGGUCCCAGCAGGCACACUAUAAUGUCAAAAUGACAUCAAACUGACACAAUUAGAUGUCAAAAACUCCACACGGUGAUGCCAUAUUGACCACCAAAAUAAUGAAAUAACAUAUGAAGAGUUUAGAUGCAAAAACCUAGAAGUGCCAUCUGAAAUUUUCCUCUAAAAUUUGUGUUUUUCUUAGCCUCCAUAUGUUUAUGUUCAGGUAUUUCACUUUCAAGAGUUCACACUUAUAUACUGCUCGACUUUAAUAGCAGGCUUGCCAUGCUGUCCCGGGAGAGAAUACCGGGAGGGAUACGAGAUCAGGUAUUUCUGGAGAGCCCCCUGUUUUAUACUUUAGCUAAUAUGGUGGUUGUGAUUGAUUCAGUAUGUAUGCGUUAAGUGCUUGUGACUGUUAAUACAAUUCGUACAUGUUUUUAGACUGUGGGAGAA
Danio aesculapii is the source of this 4076-nucleotide messenger RNA. It is a transcript of the gene tmem163a, whose product is annotated as transmembrane protein 163a. The transcript is spliced from 8 exons. Lineage: Eukaryota; Metazoa; Chordata; Actinopteri; Cypriniformes; Danionidae. The record is from RefSeq and is a predicted model, not a curated record. Bases 158 to 1015 code for a protein of 285 amino acids. Gene Ontology annotation, molecular function: zinc ion binding. Gene Ontology annotation, cellular component: synaptic vesicle membrane.